GCAAAUAUGUGGUCUGGCGAUAAGCCCCGCCCCUCCAGGUGUCCGCGUUUAUAAGGGCGUUAAUGAGCUCGCGAACAUGUCGGAGAAUUUAGCAGCGUGGAUUCACAUAUUUAAGGCAAAUGAGUGACUCGGAGAAACCGGAGGAGAAAGGGGACUUUGUCCCUGAGCCCAGCUGGCCCGAAAAUGGAGAUCAGUGGAGCGAUGCAGAAGAUGCAGGUGACCUGGAGGAAUCUGGACUUAUUCAAGACAUGGUGGAAGAGGACGAGGAGAUCGACUUGUACAAUGAAGAGACCUUUGGAUUAGACCUAAAUGCUGAAGAUCUGGAGACUGAUCCUGUUGAUCUUCUUUUAAUGAAUGGAAACCAACCCUCCUCACCUCAUCCACCAUCACCACAUGAGACUACCCCAAUCCAUCAAUCAUCUCCUCCCAGCCCUCAAGUCAAAAUCGAACGACAGAUUCCCACAAUCCUGAGUGAGAACUUCCGCAGCCGAAGGGAGCGUGUUUGUAAGGGGCAGCUGCUGGAUGACCCGGCAGUGAUGAGGACCGUGGAAGGUCCACCCAGUCUCAAGAGUUUGGACAGCGCUAUCGUGGACUGUGGACGAAGUUCAGGCUGGGGGGAUCUCAACGCAAACACGUGGAUGAUGUCACCUUACGGCCCAACGAGACAGACGCCGCUCUUACAAGACAAAGCCAUUGUGCGAGUGAUCGACAGGUCGUCCCGUGGCAGGAUGCCGUUCACGUCACCUGCUUUGCGGUCCCCAUUGCAGAGGCCUCUCCCUCAGCAGGUGCCCAUGUGCCCGGUAAUGCCCAGAACUCCAUUACACCCUCAGAGUCCAUUCUCCAUUAAACAGCACUUCAACCAGCCAGCUAUUUAUCUCUCACCAUCCACGCCACGCUUCCAUUCACCCAAAAUGAUGCCACUCCAGUUUGGACCAAACUCUCCUCGGCCUGGCCCCUGUUUCAGCCCUUUACCCAGUCCGCUCCCUCAGAGAUUCAGAUUCCCAGUCCUGGCGACGCAGCUCCAUCCACAGCACAAGAGAUUGCUGAGUCGGCGUCCGCAAGGCUUUCGGCGAAAGCCAAAAGACUGGGAUCAUUACGCUGAGCUUAUGUCCACCAAAGAGAAGGAGUGGAUCAUUAAGCUGCAGAUGAUCCAGCUACAAAGUGAGAACCCACAUCAGGAUGAUUAUUACUACCAGGAGUACUACCGGAGACUGGAGGCCAAAUUGGCCGAGGAAGAAAUGCUGGGUGAUCGCGCCAAGAGGGAACCACCUAAACUCACUACGCCAUAUGUCAACAAAACCGUAUCAUACACUCCAGUGGUUCACAUCGAAGGCUCGCUCGGUCAAGUCGCCGUUUCUACGUGUUACUCACCUCGUCGGGCCAUUGACGCAGUCCAUGGGCACACGGGGGAGGAACAGAAGGACACCAGACAACAGAGACUCGAGGUGCUGAACACCAUUGAGAAGUGCUACAUCAUUUUAUUGGGGGUGGAGGAAGCCCAGAGGAUGAAGGCUAGUGUUUCGGACGAGGCCGAGAGGCAGAGAAGGCUGAAGACCGUUCAGAGGGGUGUGGAGCAGAUCAGCAGCCAGCUACGCAACCCCAACUCUUUGGAGUCUGCAGAAGAGUUUCUUCCAUGUCUCUUGGUUUCCAAAGGAAAAAAACUGUUGGCAAGGCUCCUUCCAUUUCUAUCCCACGAUGCAUCUCUGCAGGUUCUAAGAGCGAUCACGACACACCUGCCGGCACUGAUGAGCCGAGACGUCGAUGAGGCCCUUCCUGUCCUCUAUCCGUCUCUCCGAGCCGUGAUCGGAACGUUGACCUUCACCCAGCUGGUCGGCAUUCUCCGUGACUUCACCGCAGCUAUACCUGACUCGAAAGACUCUCGCUUAACGCUGGCCUGCCAAAACAAGUUUGGUCUGUCGUUGCUGUACGUGCUGCUAUCACAAGGCGAGCGACUCCUGACCUCAGACGUUCCGAUGGAACCAAGCAUUGGCGAUUUUGAGACCUGGACUGACACCGUUUUUCACGUGGCACGGCAGCUCUCGCACUCGUCCCUCAUCGAGCCGCUCUGCUUACCCUCCAAUCUGCUCACGCUGUUCUGUCGCUAUUUGGACAAACGCACCGUACAGCAGCUCAAGAACAACAUGGAGUCUUCAACUGGAUAUCUGGCUGUGGGUUCCUGAGAGGAAAUGUCCUUAU
Molecule: messenger RNA, 2196 nt
Organism: Silurus meridionalis
Lineage: Eukaryota; Metazoa; Chordata; Actinopteri; Siluriformes; Siluridae
Gene: patl2
Product: PAT1 homolog 2
Exons: 18
Coding region: 120-2180 (686 amino acids)
Biological process (GO): P-body assembly; deadenylation-dependent decapping of nuclear-transcribed mRNA
Cellular component (GO): P-body
Molecular function (GO): RNA binding
Source: RefSeq, a predicted model, not a curated record